Molecule: messenger RNA, 14032 nt
Organism: Coregonus sp. 'balchen'
Lineage: Eukaryota; Metazoa; Chordata; Actinopteri; Salmoniformes; Salmonidae
Source: the annotation of a GenBank genome assembly
AUGAACAGCAGUGAGCGUGUUCGCAUCGUACACCUACAACCAAACCCUAACCCUACACCCUACACCUAGCUACACCUACACCCUACACCCUACACCCUACACCACUACACCCUACACCCUACACCCUACACACACCUACAACCCUACACCCUCCCACUAACACCCUACACCCUACACCCUACACCCUACACCCCUACACCUACACCACCUACCACUACACCCUCCACACCUACACCCUACACCCUACACCCUACACCUACACACUACACCUACAACUACACCCUACAGCCUACACACUACACACACCCUACACACUACACACUACACCCUACUACAACCCUACACCCUACACCCUACACCCUACAACCCUACACCCUACACCUACACCUACACCCUACACCCUACACACCUACACCUACACCUACACACCUACACCACACCCUACACACCUACAACAACCUACACCCACACACACUACACACCAGCUACACUAACCCUACACCCUACACCUACACCCUACACCCUACACCCUACACCUACACCUACACACCUACAUACACCUACACACCUACACCCUACACACACCACCCUACAAUACACCACACCACUACCCCUACAACCUACACCCUACACCCUACACCCUACACACCCUACACCCUACACCCUACACUCCUACAACCUACACCCUACACACACACUACACCCUACACCCUACACCCUACACACUACCAACCCUACACCCUACACCUACACCACACCUAACCCUACACACAGCCUACACCCUAACCAACAUACACACUACACCCUACCGCCUACACUACACCCUACACCUACACACACCUAAACCCUACACCUACCUACACUGACACCACUCACCCUACACCCUACACCUACACCCUAACCCUACACUACACCCUACACCUACACAACCACCCUACACCACCCACCCUACACCACACACCUACACCCUACACCCUACACCUGCCUACACCCUACACCUACACCCUACACCACACCUCACACACCCUACACCCUACACACUACACCCUACACCUACACACUACACCCUACACCCUACACCACUACACCCUACACCCUACACAACUACACCCUACACCUACACCCACUACACCCUACACCUACACCCUACACCCUACACCUACACCACCUACACACACACCUACACCCUACACACCUACACCCUACCACUACACCCUACACCACUACACCCUAACCACACACCUACACCUACACCUCCACCCACACCACCCUACACCUACACCCACCUACCUACACCACCACUACACCCUACACCUCACCGCACCUACACCACUACACCCUACACCUACACACACCUACACCCUAACCCACCUACACCCCUACACCUACCCCUACAACAAACCCUACCACAACCUACACCACCUACACCUACACCUACACCCUACACCCUACACCCUACACCUACACCCUACACACUACACCUACACCCUACACCUACCCUACCACUACACCUACACCCUACACCUACACCACCCUACACCCCAACACUACACCCACCACUACACCCUACACACUACACCACCACCCUACACCCUACCACACCCUACACCCUACACCCUACACCUACACCCUACACCCUACACCCUACACCUACACCUACACACUACACCUACACAUACACCCACUAACCCUACACACUACACCUAAACACCCGACACCCUACACCUACACCUCAACACCUACACACUACACCCUACACACCACACCCUACACCCACACCUACACCCUACCCAACACCCACACACACUCCACCCUACCACACUAAAACCAACCUACACCUACACACUACACCUCAACACCCACAAAAAAACACACCCUACAACACCCCUACACCCAACACCCUCACCAACACCACACCACACCCUCCACACAGCCCCUACAACACACCCUACACCCUACACACUACACCCCUACACACAACCCUACACCUACACCCUAACACACUACACCCUACACCAAACAAACCCUACACACCAACCUACACCCUACACACACCACACACCUACCACACCUACACCCACACCCUACACACUACACCCUACACUACACCCUACACUACACCCUACACCCUACACCCACACCACACUACACCCUACCCUACACCCUACACUACACCCUACACUACAACUACAACCCUACACACUACACCCCUACCACCCUACAACCACCCCACCCACAAUACCACCCUACACCCUACACAACUUACACACACCUACCACACACACACUAACACCCUAACACCUACACCCUACACACACACCCACACACACACACACACACCCUACACCCACACCUAAACCCUACAACACACCCUACACCUACACCCGACAGACACACCACAGCACCCAACACAAAAAACACAACCCCCCUACCCCUACCAACACCCUACACCUACACACACACCCUAAAACACUACACCCUCCCACCCACAGCCUACACACCCCCUACACCCUACACCAAACACCCUACACCCUACAGCCUACCUUACUACACCCUACAACACUACACCCUACACACUACACACUACACCCUACAGCCUACAUACUACACCCUACACACUACACCCUACAGCCUACACUUACACCCUACAGCCUACAUACUACACCCUACACACUACACCCUACACACUACACACUACACCCUACAGCCUACAUACUACACCCUACACACUACACCCUACAGCCUACAGCCUACACCCUACACCCUACAGCCUACACCCUACACCCUACACCCUACAAACUACAUGUAGCUCAGUUGGUAGAGCAUGGCGUUUGCAACGCCAGGGUUGUGGGUUCGAUUCCCACGGGGGGCCAGUGUGAAAAAUAAAAAUGUAUGCACUCACUAACUGUAAGUCGCUCUGGAUAAGAGCGUCUGCUAAAUGACUAAAAUGUAAUAAACUGAACAAGUUCCACAGACAUGUGACUAACAGAAAUGGAAUAAUGUGUCCCUGAACAAAGGGGGGGUCAAAAUCUAAAAGUAACAGUCAGUAUCUGGUGUUGCCACCAGCUGCAUUAAGUACUGCAGUGAUUCUCCUCCUCAUGGACUGCACCAGAUCUGCCAGUUCUUGCUGUGAGAUGUUACCCCACUCUUCCACCAAGGCACCUGCAAAUUCCCGAAAAUUUCUGGGGGGGAUGGCCCUAUCCCUCACCCUCCGAUCCAACAGGUCCCAGACAUGCUCAAUGGGAUUGAGAUCCGGGCUCUUCGCUGGCCAUGGCAGAACACUGACAUUCCUGUCUUGCAGGAAAACAAGCACAGAACGAGCAGUAUGGCUGGUGGCAUUGUCAUGCUGGAGGGUCAUGUCAGGAUGAGCCUGCAGGAAGGGUACCACAUGGAUGUCUUUCCUGUAACGCACAGCGUUGAGAUUGCCUGCAAUGACAACAAGAUCAGUCCGAUGAUGCUGUGACACACCGCCCUAGACCAUGACGGACCCUCCACCUCCAAAUCGAUCCCGCUCCAGAGUACAGGCCUCGGUGUAACUCUCAUUCCUUCGACGAUAAACACAAAUCCGACCAUCACCCCUUGUGAGACACCGAUCCUGUGCAGGUGUUGUUACAUGUGGUCUGCCACUGCGAGGACGAUCAGCUGUCCGUCCUGUCUCCCUGUAGCACUGUCACAGUACAGACAUUGCAAUUUAUUGCCCUGGCCACAUCUGCUGUCCUCAUGCCUCCUUGCAGCAUGCCUAAGGCACGUUCACGCAGAUGAGCAGGGACCCUUGGCAUCUUUCUUUUGGUGUUUUUCAGAUUCAGUAGAAAGGCCUCUUUAGUGUCCUAAGUUUUCAUAACUGUGACCUUAAUUUCCUACCGUCUGUAAGCUGUUAGUGUCUUAACGACCGUUCCACAGGUGCAUGUUCAUUAAUUGUUUAUGGUUCAUUGAACAAGCAUGGGAAACAGUGUUUAAACCCUUUACAAUGAAGAUCUGUGAAGUUAUUUGGAUUUUUAAGAAUUAUCUUUGAGAGACAGGGUCCUGAAAAAGGGACGUUUAUUUUUUUGCUGAGUUUACCUAUACACUACACCUGUCUCUCUCUCUCUAUAUGUAUAAUUUAUAUAUAUAUGCACUGUAUAUCAUUAUAUACCCUACACCCUGUACCGUUUACAAUGUGUGUGUGUGUGUGUGUGUGUGUGUGUGUGUGUGUGUGUGUGUGUGUGUGUGUGUGUGUGUGUGAAGACUGUGCAGACCCAGACAGUGAUCUGAGUAGGGGUGUGAGCCUGGUUCCGUACAGCCUGGUCUCCCCCCAGCGGGUCCAGAGGAAGAGGCCGGUUCUGAUCAGUCCAACCAGUCUGGCCCGGACCAUUAUACAGAAGAUACUCAACAUGGGGGGAGCCAUGGACUUCAACAUCUGCAAACCAGGUUGGGUUGUGUGUGUGUGUGUGUGUGUGUGUUUGUGUUUAAAAUGAUUUUGUUAUAUUAUAUUAUAUUAAAGGUAAUGUAUUGCAGACGUCCUAACGAAAGAAGAGUUCCUAAUGAGACAGAGGCUUGAACCCAUCAUCUCCUCCAGAGAGAAACACACGAACACCUACGAGGUUGUCUCUCCUGAGAACAUAGAGGCCGUUGCUGCAAAGGUACAUACUAUUUUACAUCUUGACUGAUUUAUUUUUUAUAGAACCUUUAUUUUAGCAGGGAGUCCCAUGGAGACCAAGGCCUCUUUUCCAAUGCAACGUCAUAAAACCAGACAAUAUUACAAGCAAUUUAAGAAUCAAACACAUUCCUCAACAAUUUUUUUUUACUUGAGAAAUACUGCACCAAACACCUUACUUAGAUGUAAAAUUGCGCAACUAAAACAUUCUUGGCAAAAACUUCAAUAUUAAUUAUAGAUUUCUUAAGUUAUCUUAGAUACAUUCUGGGAAUUUUGAGUGAAAUAGGCUUCUGCAUCUACAGUAUCUCAUGGGGGACAAACAUCAUUAACCAAACGCAGAAUCGGUCAGGAAACACACCUCCAAGACUGAAAUCUCGUUUUUUUCGAAUGAACAACAGAAAAACACGUGCCAAUCGGGUGUUCAGUAGUUUAACAACUUGAACUGCCCUGGAGGCACCUGAGCAUCAAGGUGCAGAGAGCUCUGCAAUAACAUCUGCUAAACAAGUGAUUGCGACCAAUAACAUUUUAUUUUAUUGUAUUUCAUUUAAUUGUAUCAUUCCAUACACGGGUGAAAGCAGAUUUCCCUAAUUCUGUAGUUACCCAUCCCUGUGAUCAGGUCAGGUGACUCGUAUGUCACUAAUUUAACUAAGAAGUAAGGUAUGAAGGAAGUUUGCUUUAUAAACAAAACAAUAGAAUCAAGUAAAAUCUCAUUUUAUUUGUCACGUGCCGAAUACAACAAGUGUAGACUUUACCAUUAAAUGCUUACUUAUGAGCCCUUUCCCACAAUGCAGUUCAAAAGUACGAACAUGUAUAAAUAGAUACAAAGAAAACAGUAACACAAUAAAAUAAAGAUAACGAGGCUAUAUACAGGCUAUAUACAGCUAUAUACAGCUAUAUACAGGCUAUAUACAGGCUAUAUACAGGCUAUAUACAGGCUAUAUACAGGCUAUAUACAGCUAUAUACAGGCUAUAUACAGCUAUAUACAGCUAUAUACAGGCUAUAUACAGGCUAUAUACAGGCUAUAUACAGCUAUAUACAGCUAUAUACAGGCUAUAUACAGGCUAUAUAACAGGCUAUAUACAGCUAUAUACAGCUUAUACAGCUAUAUAAAGGCUAUAAUACAGCUAUAUACAGGCUAUAUACAGGCUAUAUACAGCUAUAUACAGGCAUAUAUACAGGCUAUAUACAGCUAAAGCUAUAUACAGGCUAUAUACAGGCUAUAUUACAGGCUAUAUACAGCUAUAUACAGGCUAAUACAGGCUAUAUACAGCUAUAUACAGGCUAUAUACAGGCUAUAUACAGCUAUAUACAGGCUAUAUACAGCUAUAUACAGCUAUAUACAGGCUAUAUACAGCUAUAUACAGGCUAUAUACAGCUAUAUACAGGCUAUAUACAGGCUAUAUACAGGCUAUAUACAGGCUAUAUACAGGCUAUAUACAGGCUAUAUACAGGCUAUAUACAGCUAUAUACAGCUAUAUACAGGCUAUAUACAGGCUAUAUACAGGCUAUAUACAGGCUAUAUACAGCUAUAUACAGGCUAUAUACAGGCUAUAUACAGGCUAUAUACAGGCUAUAUACAGGCUAUAUACAGCUAUAUACAGGCUAUAUACAGGCUAUAUACAGGCUAUAUACAGGCUAUAUACAGGCUAUAUACAGGCUAUAUACAGGCUAUAUACAGGCUAUAUACAGCUAUAUACAGGCUAUAUACAGGCUAUAUACAGGCUAUAUACAGGCUAUAUACAGGCUAUAUACAGCUAUAUACAGGCUAUAUACAGGCUAUAUACAGGCUAUAUACAGUCUAUAUACAGGCUAUAUACAGGCUAUAUACAGGCUAUAUACAGCUAUAUACAGCUAUAUACAGGCUAUAUACAGGCUAUAUACAGCUAUAUACAGGCUAUAUACAGGCUAUAUACAGGCUAUAUACAGGCUAUAUACAGGCUAUAUACAGGCUAUAUACAGGCUAUAUACAGGCUAUAUACAGGCUAAUAUACAGGCUUAUACAGCUAUAUACAGGCUAUAUACAGUCUAUAUACAGGCUAUAUACAGGCUAUAUACAGGCUAUAUACAGGCUAUAUACAGUCUAUAUACAGGCUAUAUACAGGCUAUGACAGGCUAUAUACGGUAUAUACAGGCUAUAUACAGCUAUAUACAGGCUAUAUACAGCUAUAUACAGCUAUAUACAGGCUAUAUAACAGGCUAUAUACAGGCUAUAUACAGGCUAUUACAGCUAUAUAACAGACUGUACUGGGAUUUCAGGUAUAUGACAGGCUAUAUACAGUGUAUUAAGUGCUAUAUACAGGCAUAUACAGUAUAAACAGGCUCUUAGGUUAUACAGGCUAUUACAGGCUAUAUAGUAUACAGCUGUAGACUGGUGUUGUACCAGGCCUGAUACAGGUAGUAGGUAACGACGUCUGUUUACGGUACUGGACAGGUAGUUGAGGAACGACUUGACUUGGUAUUCGGUACAGCUAGGUUACGGUAGUAGAGAGAAAGACUGUGACAUGUGGUUAUGUACGCACAGUAAGAGAACAGCUGUGUACUUGGUUUACUGUUACAGUCUAUAGGUUAGUAAGGAACCUACUGUACGUUGGUGUUCGGUACCGCCUGCCUACGUGUAGAGAGAGAACAGACUGUGACUUGGUGUUCCGGUACCGCCUGCCGUACAGUAGUAGAGAGAACAGACUGUGACUUGGUGUUCCGGUACCGCCUGCCGUACGGUAGUAGAGAGAACAGACUGUGACUUGGUGUUCCGGUACCGCCUGCCGUACAGUAGUAGAGAGAACAGACUGUGACUUGGUGUUCCGGUACCGCCUGCCGUACAGUAGUAGAGAGAACAGACUGUGACUUGGUGUUCCGGUACCGCUGCCGUCAGUAGUAGAGAGAACAGACUGUGACUUGGUGUUCGGUACCGCCUGCGUACAGUAGUAGAGAGAACAGACUGUGACUUGGUGUUCCGGUACCGCCUGCCGUACAGUAGUAGAGAGAACAGACUGUGACUUGGUGUUCUGAUGUACCGCUGCCGUACAGUAGUAGAGAGAACAGACUGUGACUUGGUGUUCCGGUACCGCCUGCUGUACGGUAGUAAAGAGAACAGACUGUGACUUGGUGUUCCGGUACCGCCUGCCGUACAGUAGUAGAGAGAACAGACUGCGACUUGGGUGGCUGGAGUCUUUGACAAUUGUAGGGCCUUCCUCUGACACCGCCUGGUAUAGAGCUCCUGGAUGUAAGGGAGCUCGGCCCCAGUGAUGCACUGGGCCAUACGCACUACCCUCUGUAGCGCCUUGUGGUCGGAUGCUGUGCAGUUUUCAUACCAAGCGGUUAUGCAGCCAGUCAAGAUGGUCUCAGCAUAUCAUGGCUACAGAUGUGUGUGCUACGGAGCGAUAGUAAUUUAGACAGGUUACCCUGGCGUUCUUGGGCACGGGGUCUGUGGUGGUCUGCUUGAAACCUGUAGGUACUACAGACUGGCUCAGGGAGAGGUUGAAAAUGUCAGUGAAGACACUUGCCAGCUGGUCAGCGCAUGCUCUGAGUAAACGUCCUGUGAAUGUUGACCUGUUUAAAGUUCUUACUCACAUUGGCUACGGAGAGCAUGAUCAAACAGUCAUCUGGAACAGCUGGUGCUCUCAUGCAUUGUUCCAUGUUGCUUGCCUCGAAGCGAGCAUAGAAGGCAUUUAGCUCAUCUGGUAGGCUCGCAUCACUGGUCAACUCGCGGCUGGGUUUUCCUUUGCAAUCCAUGAUCAAUCAAUCAAUCAAUCAAAAUCAAUCCAAUUUUAUUUAUAAAGACCUUUUUACAUCAGCAGAUGUCACAAAGUGCUAUACAGAAACCCAGCCUAAAACCCCAAACAGCAGCAAUGCAGAUGUAGAAGCACGGUGGCUAGGAAAAACUCCCUAGAAAGGCAGGAACCUAGGAAGAAACCUAGAGAGGAACCAGGCUCUGAGGGGUGGCCAGUCCCCUUCUGGCUGUGCAGGGUGGAGAUUAUAACAGUACAUGGCCAUAAAGGCCAGAUUAUUCUCCAAAAUGUUCAAACGUUCAUAGAUGACCAGCAGGGUCAAAUAAUAAUCACAGUGGUUGUAGAGGUUGCAACAGGUCAGUACAUCAGGAGUAAGUACAUUUCACUUGGCUUUUCAUAGCCAGGCAAUUAGAGGUUGAAAUAGCAGGUGCGGUAGAGAGAGAGUUGAAAACAGCAGGUCUGGGACAAGGUAGCACGUCCGGUGAACAGGUCAGAAGAGUGGAAACUGGAGCAGCAGCAUGACCAGGUGGACUGGGGACAGCAAGGAGUCAUCAAGCCAGGUAGUCCUGAGGCAUGGUCCUAGGGUUCAGGUCCUCCGGGAGGGGAGGGAGAGAGAGAGAGGGAGAGAAAGAGAGAAAAUUAGAUAUGGCCUUAGUUUGCCAACCCUGCCACAUCCGAUGAGCGUCAGAGCCGGUGUAAUAGGAUUUGAUUUUAGUCCUGUAUUGACGCUUUGUCUUUUUGAUGGUUCGUCGGAAGGCGUAGCAGGAUUUCUUAUAAGCGUCCGGAUUUGUGUCCGCUCCUUGAAAGCGGCAGCUCUAGCCUAUAAUCCAUGGCUUCUGGUUGGGAUAUGUACAGUACGUAUGGUCACUGUGGGGACUACAUUGUUGAUGCACGUAUUAAUUAAGCCGGUGACUGAUGUGGUAAACUCCUCAAUGCCAUCAGAUGAAUCCCGGAUCAUAUUCCAGUCUGUGCUAGAGAAACAGUCCUGUAGCUUAGCAUCCACUUCAUGGGACCACUUCCGUAUUUAGCACAUCACUGGUACUUCCUGUUUGAGUUUUUGCUUGUAAACAGGAAUUAAGAGGAUGGAGUUAUGGUCAGAUUUGCCAAAUGGAGGGCGAGGGAGAGCGUUGUUUGUUUCUCUGUGUGUAGAGUUGAGGUGAUCUAAAGUUUUUUCUUGUCUAGUUGCACAGGAGACAUACUGGUAAAAAUGAGGUAAAACGGAUUUCUGUUUCCCUGCCUUACAAUCCCCGGCCACUAGGAGCGCCGCAUCUGGGUGAGCAUUUUCUUGUUUGCUUAUGUUCUUAUACAGCUCAUUGAGUGCGGUCUUAGUGCCAGCAUUGGUUUGUGGUGGUAAGUAGAUGGCUAUGAAAAAUAUAGAUAAAAACUAUCUUGGUAAAUAGUAUGGUGUACAGCUUAUCAUGAGGUACUGUACCUCAGGAGAGAAAAACCUCAAGACUUAUUUAAUAUUAGAGACUGCGCACCCCUUAGCUGUUCUGUUCUAGAUUUAUAUUUACCAUGUCCUUGUUCAGCCACGACUCAGUGAAACAUUUUUUACAGUUCUUCAGAUCACGUUGGUAGUCUCUAACGGAACUCAUCCAGUUUUACUCUCCAGUGACUGGUAGGAUAGUCUCUAACGGAACUCAUCCAGUUUGUUCUCCAGAGGGAAUAGGGAAUCCAGUUUUUCCCCCAUAUGUGGGUAUCUUAAGGGGAGUCAUCCAGUUUUUUCCAGUGAUUGAUAGGAAGUCUUAACGGAGCCAUCCUUUAUUCCCGUGAUUGAUGGGUUUGUUCUAACGGAGCUCAUCCAGUUUUUUUCCCCCGUGUUUAAAGGGAUGUCUCAAGGGAGGUCAUCCGUUUAUUCUCCAGUGAUGAUGGGAAUUUUUAACGGAGCUCAUCAUUUUCUCCAGUGAUUGUAGGUAUCUCAAACGGGCCAUCCAGUUUAUUCCCCAGGUUGUAGGAUAGUCUCUAAGGGGCCUCCCCGUUUAUUCCCAGUUUUUUGAUGGAUUGCUCAAACGGGCUCAUCCAGUUUUCCCCAGGUUAUAGGAUAGCUCUAACAGAGGUCAUCCAUUUUAUUCUCCAUUUUGUAGGAUAGUCUCUAACGGAGGUCAUCCAGUUUAUUCUCCAGUGAUUGCACGUUCACCAUCAUAACUGUGAUGGGUGAGUUGAAGGAGUCAGGUGCAGGAGGGUAAAUCACAGAAUAACAGGAUUUAUUCAGGAAAACAGAGUUACGCAGUAAUGUGUCAAACAGUCCUUAAGAGAGCCAGCCUACUUUCUGAUACAGAAUGCAGUGAUGUGUACUGAACCUCUCGCCCAUAAUAAAUCCUAGUGUGCUAUGAUAAACUAUGUCCAAUGGCUUCAAUACAGUGGCAGCUGCAUUUAUAUAGACAAUAUCGCCACAGUCUAAAGCCGGAAUGAAUGUCGACUGAAUGAUACAGUGGGGAAAAAAAGUAUUUAGUCAGCCACCAAUUGUGCAAGUUCUCCCACUUAAAAAGAUGAGAGAGGCCUGUAAUUUUCAUCAUAGGUACACGUCAACUAUGACAGACAAAAUGAGAAAAAAAAAUCCAGAAAAUCACAUUGUAGGAUUUGUAAUGAAUUUAUUUGCAAAUUAUGGUGGAAAAUAAGUAUUUGGUCAAUAACAAAAGUUUCUCAAUACUUUGUUAUAUACCCUUUGUUGGCAAUGACACAGGUCAAACGUUUUCUGUUAGUCUUCACAAGGUUUUCACACACUGUUGCUGGUAUUUUGGCCCAGUCCUCCAUGCAGAUCUCCUCUAGAGCAGUGAUGUUUUGGGGCUGUCGCUGGGCAAUACGGACUUUCAACUCCGUCCAAAGAUUUUCUAUGGGGUUGAGAUCUGGAGACUGGCUAGGCCACUCCAGGACCUUGAAAUGGUUCUUACGAAGCCACUCCUUCGUUGCCCGGGCGGUGUGUUUGGGAUCAUUGUCAUGCUGAAAGACCCAGCCACGUUUCAUCUUGAAUGCCCUUGCUGAUGGAAGGAGGUUUUCACUCAAAAUCUCACGAUACAUGGCCCCAUUCAUUCUUUCCUUUACACGGAUCAGUCGUCCUGGUCCCUUUGCAGAAAAACAGCCCCAAAGCAUGAUGUUUCCACCCCCAUGCUUCACAGUAGGUAUGGUGUUCUUUGGAUGCAACUCAGUAUUCUUUGUCCUCCAAACACGACGAGUUGAGUUUUUACCAAAAAGUUAUAUUUUGGUUUCAUCUGACCAUAUGACAUUCUCCCAAUCCUCUUCUGGAUCAUCCAAAUGCACUCUAGCAAACUUCAGACGGGCCUGGACAUCUACUGGCUUAAGCAGGGGGACACGUCUGGCACUGCAGCAUUUGAGUCCCUGGCGGCGUAGUGUGUUACUGAUGGUAGGCUUUGUUACUUUGGUCCCAGCUCUCUGCAGGUCAUUCACUAGGUCCCCCCGUGUGAUUCUGGGAUUUUUGCUCACCGUUCUUGUGAUCAUUUUGACCCUACGGGGUGAGAUCUUGCGUGGAGCCCCAGAUCGAGGGAGAUUAUCAGUGGUCUUGUAUGUCUUCCAUUUCCUAAUAAUUGCUCCCACAGUUGAUUUCUUCAAACCAAGCUGCUUACCUAUUGCAGAUUCAGUCUUCCCAGCCUGGUGCAGGUCUACAAUUUUGUUUCUGGUGUCCUUUGACAGCUCUUUGGUCUUGGCCAUAGUGGAGUUUGGAGUGUGACUGUUUGAGGUUGUGGACAGGUGUCUUUUAUACUGAUAACAAGAUCAAACAGGUGCCAUUAAUACAGGUAACGAGUGGAGGACAGAGGGGCCUCUUAAAGAAGAAGUUACAGGUCUGUGAGAGCCAGAAAUCUUGCUUGUUUGUAGGUGACCAAAUACUUAUUUUCCACCAUAAUUUGCAAAUAAAUUCAUUACAAAUCCUACAAUGUGAUUUUCUGGAUUUUUUUUCCUCAAUUUGUCUGUCAUAGUUGACGUGUACCUAUGAUGAAAAUUACAGGCCUCUCUCAUCUUUUUAAGUGGGAGAACUUGCACAAUUGGUGGCUGACUAAAUACCUUUUUUCCCCACUGUAUGUUUUCUGCUAUUUACGGAAAGACUUGUCCUAUUCCUAUAAAAGAAGCCCAUUUUCAUUCUUAAUUUCUUAACUAACUCAUCAACAUGUUUUUUGAAAAAUAGCUUUUCAUCAAUCCAGAUACCCAGAUAUUUAUAAGCGGGACACGAUCAGUGUGGGACACGAUCAGUGUGGGCACCAUCCAAUGUACAUAUACAUAAAUCAUAAGAUACAUUUAGGAAAAUAACAUAUACUUAGUUUGACCUGCAUUAAAUACCAAUUUCAGUUCAACAAAGGCUUUCUGUAAAGUAAAAAAGGCUGAUUGUAGUUCUGAAAGAGCCUUGUCAGCAGAAGGGGCAACAGAAUACACAACAUAUAGUCCACAUACAAGUGGAGGUCACAAUUUCUUAUAGACAAACCAAUAUUGUUUAUAUAGAAACUGAAAAUGUCAUGGAAUAUCAAGGAAACCUGACUUAACACCAUCAGAAGAAACACAUUGUGUCUGUCAGGUAGUUUUCAAACCAGAUGCAGGCUGCCUGACCAGGCCAAUUUCAGACAGUCUAUGAAUUAAUAAUGAAUGGUCAACAUUGUUGAAAGCCUUCCACAGGUCUAUGAAAAGGGCAGCCCACUGCCUUCUGUCCAUGCUAUUUACAAUGUCAUUAACCAUCAAAGAAGCCAUUACCUGGCCUGGAACCACUAGAACACAAUUAGAGGACAUUUUGAAGCUAGAAAAGAUCUAAGCUGAGUGUUGAUUGAAGAUUCUAAAAUGUUCGCUAGGCGAGACAGUUCAGAGAUCAGGUGAUAAUUAUUCAUGUCAGAGGGGUCACCCCCUUUUUAGAGGGGGAGCACAUGGGCAGCCUUCCAGAAACCUGAGUGGAUUUAAAUCAGUGGAUUUUAGUAUUUUCAAAUACAUGCCAAUAUUCAAAAAAAUAAUAUUUGAAUACUUACUUUGAAAUGUAUGUGAAAGUAAUUAGAGAUAUUUGAAAUAGUAUUUGAACCCAGGUCUGUGGUGUGCAGGGUAAACACUGUCUGCUGGAGGCUGAUGUGAGCUGUGUUAAAGAUCUGCUGAGGAGAGAGAUCUACCCCAUCAUCAUCCACAUCAAGAUCUGUGACAAGAACAUCAGGAAGCUAAGGUACCCUAACCUCUAACCCCUAACCUCUAACCCCAUCAUCAUCCACAUCAAGGUCUGUGACAAGAACAUCAGGAAGCUAAGGUACCCUGACCUCUGUCUCCUACAGGAAGCUGCCCCUGCGUGUGGACAGUGAGGAGGAGUUUGUCAGAGUGUGUCGGAGCAGAGAGAGAGAGCUGGAGAGUGUUCCUAACCCCUGGUCUCUGUCCCUACAGGAAGCUGCCCCUGCGUGUGGACAGUGAGGAGGAGUUUGUCAGAGUGUGUCGGAGCAGAGAGAGAGAGCUGGAGAGUGUUCCUAACCCCUGGUCUCUGUCCCCUACAGGAAGCUGCCCCUGCGUGUGGACAGUGAGGAGGAGUUUGUCAGAGUGUGUCGGAGCAGAGAGAGAGAGCUGGAGAGGGCUCCGUGUCUCUAUGUGUGUCUGGAGCCUGAGGAAUGGACGGGGCCUGAUGACCUCAUCAGAGUGGUGAAAGACAGAAUUCAGGAGGAACAGAGGAAGACUGUCUGGGUGGAGCAAGACCUGCUGUAA